Messenger RNA from Alligator mississippiensis (American alligator), 10297 nucleotides. RefSeq names its product C2 calcium dependent domain containing 4C (gene C2CD4C). NCBI's taxonomy places the organism in Eukaryota, Metazoa, Chordata, Crocodylia, Alligatoridae. The record is from RefSeq and is a predicted model, not a curated record. The transcript is spliced from 2 exons. The coding region runs from base 136 to 1416 and encodes 426 amino acids.
CAGCCGCGCAGGCCAGGAGCUAGGACCUGCCUGCUGGGGGACACUGCCUCCCCACGGGGCUCCCGGGGACCGUCCAGCCACAGAGGGGGAGCGCCGGGUGCCCGCGGCCCCUGCCCCAUCCCCUGCGCCCGCAGCAUGUGGCUCUUUGAGCGGAUCCGCGGCUCGGUGGAGAACGGGGCGGCCCGGGCGGGCGAGGCGGGGGACAAGCAGGCCAAGGGCCCCCUGUACAGCAACGUGCUGACCCCCGACAAGAUCCCCGACUUCUUCAUCCCGCCCAAGCUGGCCACUGUGCCACCCGAGGCCGAGGGGGCGGAGGCCAAGGCCAAGGCUGGACUCAGCACCUCGGCCUCCGAGCAGAACCUGUCGGCCCGCAAGCCCCAGCGCAGCCCACGGCUCCCGGCCAAGGCCGCCUCGGAGAGCAAGAACCUGCUGAAGGCAGCCAGCCGGCACAUCAUCCAGAUCGAGAGCGCCGACGAGUGGGCCGACGAGGAGGACUUCAGCACCAACGCCGACCCGCAAGCCCAGACGGCCAUGUCCCUGCCCUACGUGCCCAAGGCGCAGACCUCCUACGGCUUCGCCACGCUCAUGGAGAGCCCGCACACGCGGCGCAAGGAGUCGCUCUUCCACAGCGAGCACGGCAGCCUGUGCCAGGCUCAGACGACCUCCCCCAGCGCCCAGCGCCGGGCAGGGGGCAAGGUGAACGGGGACGGCGCCCAUCUCACCCCCUCCGACACGGGGGCAUCGCUCAUGAACCCCUACCGCUACUUCAGCGGGGGCGAGAGCGACACCUGCUCCUCGGCCGAGUCCUCGCCCUUCGGCUCCCCGCUGCUGUCCCGCUCCGUGUCCCUGCUCAAGCUCUUCGGCCAGGAGAGCCAGGCCAAGGUGAUCAAGCUCAAGCACUCGGUGGCUCGCAACAGCUCCCUCUCCACCGACGACAGCUCGGCCGACACCAGCCCCAGCUCCCAGCGCCGCCUGCGCUGUGCCACCCCCCCGACCCAGCCGCCGGCGCCCCCGGAGCCCCCGGGGCCCGAGCGGCAGCAGAGGGAGCACACGCUGAGCCUGAGCAAGGGGGGCAGCCUGCGGCUGACGGCCGAGUACGACGCAGCCCGGGCCCGGCUGCGGGUGCGGGUGAUCGCGGCCGAGGAGCUGUACGACAAGCUGUGGGAUGCCCGUAGCAUCAACUGCUGCGUGGGGCUGCACCUGAACCCGGGCAAGCUGCAGAAGCAGCGCAGCACCAUCAUCAAGAACAGCCGCAACCCCGUCUUCAACGAGGACUUCUUCUUCGACGGCCUGGGCAUCAGCGCUGCCCGCAAGAUGUCCCUCAAGGUCAAGGUGGUCAACCGGGGGGGCAGCCUCAAGCGGGACACGCUGCUGGGCGAGAGGGAGCUGCCCCUCACCUCCCUGCUGCCCUUCUGAUGAGCCUCGUGGCUGCCCCGUCCCGCCCCGCUCGCCCCGCCAGCGCCCGACGGGCAUCAGAAGCCUCCCCCAGGGGCGGGGAGGCGUCCGAUGCUUCCCGGAUCGGUCCCCUUGGCCGAUGUGGAGCAGCCCCCUGCACCAGCCUCCUUGAGAGCUAGCGGCUGGCUUCUCUAGACGGGGUGGGCGAGGGGUGACGGGGAUGAGACCGAGGGGUCCCUUGUGGGGAAAGGAGUGAUUUGGGCCAGACCCAGUGUCCCGCCUGGCUUUCACCGUGCCUCGGGUUUGUCCUGUGCCAGCUGCUCCCAGAGGACUCAAACGGGCUGUGGGCGGGUGGCGUUGGAGGGUAGAUUCAGCCCACACGGUGCAGUACAGAUGCCCCGGGGCUGGGGCCGUGGAAGCACUGAUCUGGCCGUGAGCUGCGGCAAUGGGAGGGGGUGAUGCUGUAGGGGUGGGGGAGGCAAUUGGUGCCCCUGCAGACCCCUUCUGCCUCAUCUCUGCCCACCCCCUUCCAGCCCCCUGGGGAGGGACUCACUGCCGGGCCCCGCAGCAUUUGCACUUGCCUGCAAAGCCCCAUGUCCUUGAGUCAGGGGAUGACACAGUAGCUUUGGGCUGCUUCCCACCCCAGGCUGCUUCCAGCCUCUGCAGCUGCAGAGCAAAUCUCGAGGUCCUGCUGCAGGGGCAGGGCCCAGAAAGCAAAUCAAGGGCAGCCCAAACAGCUCCCUUGUGGGUUUUUAAGCCAACUUUGUGCUCUUUUCAGGCCGGGGUUCUGAUCUGCGAAUGCCGGGGAGGGGGUGGGAAGGGUGACAGGGCGUCUGCACCCCUCCCAGCUCCAUGCCCAACCCAGAGGUCCCUGGGGAUGGCUUCUCCUCUCCCAGACAAUGUGCAAUGUUCCCGGGGAGCCCGAUCCUGAACCAGGUUCAUCCCAUCUCUCACAGCAGCCUCUGAAUCAGACCCCUCGAAGCGCCUUGGGCCCCGGACCUCUGUUCUCAGGUUGCUGCGGAAAAGAGAUGGCUGCCCCCCAGCAGGCACUGCAUCUCCUCUCCGCUCCGCGGGCCCCUUCCUUUGUCUGCUGCUAGGAAAGCUCAUGUCUCGGCCCCCACUUCUCUGAGCCCAGACGCUGCAUUGAACCCCGCCGUAGGAUUCCCAGCUUGCCGGCCGCCCAAAGCACCAGGGCCAGCCAACCUGGGGUGGAUCCGGUCACAACCCCGCUAGCUUGGGGCUGGGAAGUGAAGCCCGGGACCCAGCCUGACCUCACCUGGGAGCACUGUGGGGAGAGAGGGGGUGGCUGAGUGUAAGGGAGCAUUAAUGGAGCUCGAUUUGCCUCCCGGUUGAUAACCUUCUUUGGGAGCAGAGCCUGGCGCACGGCAGGCAGAGCUUCACACGCAGCUGGAGCUGCCUGCAGGUUAAUUUAGCAAAGGCUGGAGUAGCGGGGGGCGUUUGAACCAGCCUCUCUGCAGAAACCAAAGGGGCUGAGCAACACCCCAGCUCCGCAGGCACCAGAUCCUGGGGGAUGAACCCCCACAGAAAACCCUCCUGGCCUUUUUUUCCCCCCCCCCCCCGUUUCCUUGUUCACAUCGCGCAGCAGGAAUUGGGGCUGACAGCAGGCAGCUGGCGCGCAGCGGCCCUCCUCUCCUCCCCGGUCCUGCUAGGAAUCGGGUGCGUUUUCACUGCCGACUCAUUUGAAUAAUCAAAUCAGACAAUGGGCUGACACUGAGCCGGUGGGGGAUGGUGGGGAGCGCAUCUUUCCAGCCUGGCCCUGCCUCGCCGGGAGAUCUUCGCCGUCCAUCGCUGACGGCUGCCGCAGUGUCCCGAGAGCCCCUGUCCCUUUGGGGGCAAGCAGACGCCGGCCAUUGGGGAAGGCCAGGGGGGCUGCUGAUGGUUCCCCGUUGCCUUGUGCAUCUUGGGGGGGCAAAUGGAUGUCUUUCAUCAUCUCCCCCUGGACACGGCUUUGCAACCAGAAGGCAGCCAAACCCAGAAGGGAUAUAUAGGGCCCAUCAUCUGGACCGGGAGGGGGGCUGGAACAACCAAGCCCCUUUUUUCUCCAUUGCUCUCUGCGAUGCUCACACUGCAUCAGGUCCUCCGCGUGUCUGGGGAGAGGGCUACACCAGCCCCCCCCCCCCAUCCACACACAACACACACACACAUACACACACGCCGAUCGCAGGUCCCUUUCUGUGUGCUAACCUUUGCUGGCGGCGUGUGCUGCUACUUCUCUGCACCGUGCGGCAGAUGGUCGCUGCAGAGAUUUCAGUGCAAGCUAUUUAUAUUUGGAGCUGAUCUUUCCCACUGUAUUUUACUUCUGGGUGUAAAUAUGGUUUUUUGGGGGUGGGGGGGCGCGCGCAAGGCAGGGGUUUUAAUCUUUCAAUAUUUGCAUGGCAUGUCGUAGGUGGGGGAGGGGGGGAGGGGGAAGCGUAAUAUCCGUAGGUUCGUUACCGGGUCGUUUGGUUUUGAUUUUGUUUUCCGAGCUUGUGAGUUUAAAACCAAAAAGCAGAACAAGAAAGCGGCAGAAAGAGAGGCAUGCGACGAGGAGAGGCUGGAAACGCAGGACUGCUAGCAGGUGGAUUGGUGGAGCCUUUAUAGCUGCUCUCCAUCUCACAAAGCAGCCUUGGCAAGAGCUUCGCCCACCUGUUAGGUGUCUAAGCGCUGUCCUAUUCCACCCAGCUUGAGGUGCUUUGCACCGGUCCCCGAAACAGGUGCCGCGUGGCCUUCAGGCGGGGAGGGUGCCCGACCGACCAGUGGCUCCCGGGAGGAUCUGCAGAAGGGGGCCAGCUGCUUUCUGAUAGAGGUUUCCAUUACUCCCGGUCCUGGGGUCGGCUGAAGUUUGCUCCCACCAGACCCUCUGGCCUUGGCCCCAGCGGGGAACUUCAGGGGCCUGAUCAAAGACUGGCUGGUUGGAGGCGAUGAAUGCAGGACGGUGCCGCAGCUCGGGGGCUGUUCUCGCCCCUCUGAGAGGUGCCGUGCAGGGCCUCUUCCCAAGCCGGCUGCAUCGAGGGAAAGCCUUCCCUCUGCAUCCGGGGGGUUGGCUCGAGGCACAAGGUCAAAGGGAUCUGGGGCGCAUUUACAGCGGGGUCUGCUCCAGACCCACUCAUCCAUCCUGUUCCUACGCAAUUGCAGAGCCCGGCUGGUCCCGAAGUGCCCGUCUCCUUGCCCUCGAUCCCAGGAGCACUGGGAAAAGGGAGUAGAUAUACAUCCACUUGGUCCCCUGCCAGAGUCAGGUCCCUGCCACGGAGCUUCAUCCAUCCCAGCCUUUGAGUGUUGAUAGGCUUCCGGCAUCUGCUGCUAAUGAAUUCAUUUGCUAAUGCGUUGAUUUGCGUUCCCUUGAUUUAGAAACAUCUCUAACGAGGCGCGCCGAGCUACUUGCCUGGUGGAGUUAAUCAUGUUCAAAUCCUUCGCAGGAGAUGCACCUCGUUAUGGAGGCACCCUGCUUUGCAAGAGGACGCCAAAGGGGCUCUCCCCACCCACGGCCACGCGUGCUCCUCUGUGUGGUCGGUGCGCAAAGCCGACAGGUGUUCGAGGAGAACCGGGGAUGCGAAGGGGUUGUCGGGCAGGCGGGGAGCUGGCCAAUUUAGGCAUAUGUGGUCUAUUAGAUGAGCCUGGACAGCUGCCUUGGGUUAGGACCACUGUGCUUCAAAGCAAUUGGCUUGCUUUGGGGCCCAGAUCAUGCAUCUGCUUCGGACCCUGGAAGCCCCAUGGGUGCCAGCUGAGCGCUGGCUAGGGUUGUGUCUGUCUAGGAGAGCUGGGGGUUGCCCCAAUUUUUGGUGCAUCUGGUGGAGCAGGAUCGGCGCAGGCCCAGGUGACGUGAGGCCGAGCUGUGACGGGCAGAAGGGCCUUUUCCGCAGGGCUUGGGGUUUUGCUGCAAUUGCAGGGGAGAGUGUGCUCAGUCCCGGGCCAGACCCGUCAGCCCCAUGGUGGGAUAAUUCUCCUCCCGGUUGCAAGACCCGGUUUGUGACUUUCGAAGGGGACGUCCCUGUCUGCUCAGGAGGCAAAGUCAUCACCAGGAGCCUCAAGCUCAGCCUGGUCAACAGGGGAGAACCUGCUCUGCCCUCCCCAGGGCUAAGGGUAGGGGCUGGGUCGGCUUCCCUCGGAGAUCCAUGGAAGGCAAAUCAAGCCCCAAUCGCAGCGGCUUCACUGGCGUUCCUCUGCCUCGACACCGCUGGAGCUGAGAUCCUGGCCCUGAGGACAGGAUCUCAGCUCUUGGCUAUAUCUGUGCAAAUAUCCUGGGCACCAGAGCCUGGUUUUCAGCCUUUUAGUGACUCCAAAGCAAUGGAGCAAUGGUCUUGGAAGUGCAGCCGAAGUCAACCGAGUCACAGAUGAGAGCAGGAGCCCUCCCCGAGCUCCCUGGGAGUGCACGCAGUUCUGGGGGACUCGUGAUGGCGCCAGGCACCGAUUGAUGGAGCAGAGUCCUGCGGACGGUGGCUCGAAAGAUUAACGAGGAGGUUAAUUAGUGAUGGGAGGGCUUGUGCGGGCAUGGCCUGGUGCUUAGAGACACCCUUUCUAGAGCGCUGCUGAUGGAUGUUGCCGACACGGUCUCUACCCUGUCCCAAUUCAAUCCUAAUGCACCGUGUUUGGCACCGGGCUUGCAUGCCAGAGCUCGCAGGGCCUGCAGAUAGGGCGAUACACGCAGGGAGCUGCGGAGCUGCUUGGCCAGAGGGACUCAGCUCCAUCCUGCGAGUGGCUGGGGCUGGGAGCGGGGCUCUCCUCCACUGGGCUGCACGGGGAGUUUUGCUUGCAUGGCAUCUGCAGCUGCAUCGGGCUGUUUGGGUCUCCUGAUCGCGGCUCCAGUCCGGCGUUUGUACCUCGAGGGCCAGCCCGGAGCCAGAGAUACCAAUCCAGAUGGAUCCCAGGGCAGGAGGAUGAGACUGGAUCCCAAACCCCAGGACUCUCACCACCGCAGCUAAAGGGUGAGGACGUGAGGAGCCCUGUUCCCGGUUGGCCCGUGGAAGUUCGGACACCCAAUCCGAGGUGGUUUUGCAGCAAAAUGAGGGCUUUUUUUUAAUGAAUCAAGAUCAGGUGUUUCCCUGAUGCUGACGCAUCAGUCCAGCCUGAGCUCUUGAUGGGCAGGGUGCUGAUGUCCGGGGCGACCUCUCCCGUCGCAGCCAGCGGAAAAGAGACAGGCUCGAACAACAAGCCCUUUGAUCUGCUCUUGGGUGGUUUCGACACCAUCCCGCUCCGCAGACUCCCUCGACAGCUUGCAGCUUUUCCUGCCAGCGGCAAACAAAACCUGCUGGGGAGUUUUGACAUCUCGAGCAUUGUCCCGAAAUGGGCCUGUCAGUCUCCAGCUGACUUUGCUUUCCCUGAUGCUAGCGCCCCCAGGGCUGCUCUUGCUCUCCGCGGGGUGGGAAAUGCUUUGGAAAGGUUUCUUUUGCUGACAGGGCUGCAGCUGUGAAGGAGUCGAAAGGGAACGGGCUUUCCCAGCCGCGUGCCAGGGUUUGUGAUCUUGGGCCAAGCCCCUAAGCCGAUGCUGGCCCCUCUUGGAAAAUGCCAGCUCUUUGCUUUCCUUCUCGCCGAUGGAAAGGAGAUCAAGCAAUUCUUCUGUUGCGAAGCACUCAGCCUGACCACAUCGGGGAAGACGGUUUGUGAUGCUCCGGAUGGUGCUUGCACUUAUCUCGUGAAUUAAGCAUUUGCACACCGCACAGUGCUGCUAUUUCACAGCACCCUUCAAAGGACCUCAAGGCCCUCCCCCCCGGGUGCUGCAGCACCCGGCUGAGAAUCACCGCUCUAGCAGAAGCAGAGCUGUGCAAAUGAAGCGCUCAAGAAAUGAUUCUGCUCAAGAUCGGGUCUGGUCUGGUUUUACCCCCAGUAUUUUGCUUCUUCCCAGAGCAGCCGAACAGCAAUGUCACGUUCCUAGUCAAACCUUCAGACAUCCAUGUUUCAUGAACCACAUCCUGCAGGGCUAAACAGCACGCAGUCAAAACCUCAAUCGCUGAAGAUGCCGGCUACAGCAGCAUGGGUAUUUCUUGCCAAUAGUUCCUUUUUGCAGGGGGAGGAGGGAGCAAAUUCAGAUGCAUUGAGACCAAACACCUGGCCUUAAUCUCCGUUGAGUUUCUCAGCUUGGAAAACAGGCAGACGUGGCCGGGAAACUCCCGUUUGCAGUAUUUUUGACGUGGCGGGGGGAGAAAAAAGAUCCGGUUCAAGCAGGGCUUCAAAUAGCUUCAUUUUGGAAGCUGAGCUCAUGAUCGUCCAUAAAAGAUCAGGAAAGGUCCACGCUGAGACGCAACGUGGCAGAGUCGGUGGGACAAAGCCGCGUGAUGGGCGCCAACGGAGUCCUUCCUCGGACGGUGGGAUCAGGAACGUGGCGGGAACUGGGAUGGGGCAAACGUUCCCGGCGUUGUGACAUCCCCAGCAGAGAUUUGCUUUUCAUCCUCUGACUGUGCAGUGGGGCAGGAGAGACCGCUUCGCCCUGGCUCUGCAAGCCCCCAGCUCUUCCCACCCCGCCACCAGCCGUCCGCCCAAACAAGCACAUUCCCAAAUCCCUGGUCCUCCAGGCAGCCCGACAGCAGAGCUCCUGCGUUUAGGGAAAACAGCUUCUCUCCCCCCGCGCACAGCCUGCGCCGCUGGAACAAGACACGAGCCGUGCGGCGGGAGGCUUGGCAGCACGCCUGCUGUGCUGCUGAUCCCCGGACAGCGGGUCGCGACGGGACAUUAUUUUUAAUUGCCCCUUGCGCUCGGUGUUGUGACACGCUCAUCACGCGUGUGCUGACUCAUUGCGCUCGGCGGCCCGGGCUGCCGGCGAGCGCUGCAGAGAGGCCUCGGGCAGGCUUUGCAGCAGGAGGGAAGUCAAGGGGAUCGCAGGCCUUAGGUACAGGGGAGCUUCUGGGCUCCGUGUACUGCUCCGGCCCCUCUCAGGCUUCUGCUGGGGGCCGAUGCAUGCGGUGCUGGCUCUUCCACUUGCUUCUUCUCACUGCCGUCUCUGGGUUUCUUCACGUCUGGGGCUCAUUUUCCACAAUAGCCACCAAUAUUUCAGGCCUCUGCAGACCACGUCAGGCCCGUUUGCCAACCCGUGCAUCCUCUCCUUCACACCGGCUAUGCGGACCUCUGCAAAUUUUCCAGCAUGCCAUCUUUUCCCCACGGUUUGCCAGGAAAGGCCGUGUCUCCGCAAACUUCUCAACCCCCGACUUUUAUCGUGCAACAACAACAGAGACAUUCUGAGAUUUGCCUGAUGCCCCGGGGCAGACGCUGGCAAACGAGAAGCAAAAAAGUCCCAUUUUCCGGUUUGAAAGGCUUUUGCUUGUAGGGAUUUUCCUACUAAUUACAGCGGAAAAGAUAUACAUAUGCAUAUGCACAUGCACAUACAUAUGCAUAGAUAUAUGGACAUGUGUAUGACGGAGGCAAGUGGAAUGGGAAGGAACUGCUCUGUGAUUCUGAAAGGGGGAAACGUCAGGAUGGGCCAGAAGAGAAAACUGGGGUUUGCUUUGUGAGCAUUGGAUUUUGCCCUUCGCUUCAACACGGAGCAGGUGGAUUUAGUUCUGGUGCUAAGUGACAUGGCCAAGGCCAUAUAGGAAGCCUGUAGCAGAGAGUCCCAAGCCCCCCAGAUUAGUUCAUGAGCACUUUGCCAAUAGCUCGGCGCGUUACCUGAGUGCUGUGGGGCUCGGCUCUCGUGCUGUGCUGGGACCAAAUCGACCUUUAGCGUGGAAAAGUUUCACCUCUAGAGUGGGGAGUGAAUGGAGACACAGCCCGUAUGUAGCUCUAGUGCUGUAUUCUGGCAUUUCCUUGGAGCGGUAUUUCUGCAGCAUUUGCCCUCCUCAGGGGUGAGGUUUGGGGGCUUUGUUUCCCCCCCGUGGAUUUUGCCAUGCUGCAGAAGAAGCGAAAGCCCCGUCACUGCCUUAUCCCAGCCCAGGCCAGCUCAGCCCCAGCUGCGAUAGCGGGAUUGGCCUGGAGUCCCCAGCGACAGGGGGGCCGAAUCUUUUCACAAAACGAGACGUUCGGUGCAACAUGGUUCAGAGAUCAAAGCAAAGCAGCUGCAGAAGCGGGAGCCGCUUUGUGCUCCUGCCUCGAAUUAACAAAAGAACCGCUGUUUCUUAAAAACACGCAGGCUGGGACUUGGGAGGAUCAGAAAGGCGCUCGCCUCCUCCAGUUUCCAGCCCUGGGAGUGUCCAGGUCUGGGUCUUCCCAAGUCGAAUCUGAAUUUCCCACGUGCGGUGCUGGCAGGAGGCAGGUGGAAAGAGCAGGGUCCUCACAUCGCCCGCCGGGGGGGCUGACCUGCGAUCUCCGUGUCUUAAUGCAUGUGCCUGUCUGAGCUAAAUGGCUCUGCCCCCGGUGGGAGCUGGCAUGUCAGCCUUUGUCCGUGGCCCAGCCACGGCACAGAGCCUUAUCCUGGGUGGGGGUGGCUGAUGCUGGGGUGCCGCUGAUCAGUCGCACCAGAGCCAGGGUGCACCUCCCCUUAAACAGCAGGUGGGUCCCGCACACCGGAUGUCACCGGCCUGGCGGGGGGAGCCCACCGAGUGACCACCGAGUGCAUGCGGCAGUGGCUCAGCGCAUGCUUUUGCAAGGCAUUCUGGGACACUCCCGUUGCAUGAAGCCGGAGCCCGGCUUUCCCUCCGUCCCAGCCAGUGCAAUGACCCGUGGAUGCUGCCUGUUUGUGCAAGUGCCCCUUGGAGACCGCCGUCCCCACGCACCGUGCUCCCACGUGAUCCCCGUGCGGGUCUGGAUCGCGAGCAGGAAGGAAGGUGUGGGGGUGUUUCUGUUCCCUGCCUGACACGGCUCUUUUCUACCAUCCCCGCUUUGAUAUAUCCCUGUGUUUGGAUUUCAAAUGAUGCUUUUUUUGGAGUGGAACAAAAAAAAACCCCGAAAAAAAAGCCAAAAAAAAAGCCCUAUGAAUGGAAUGUUUCUUUACAAAUAACUCGACAUUUUUAGUGCAAUAAAGGUAUUUCUAACGCACAAA